AUGGCAAAAAGAGUCUCCCGUAAGCGCUUAGGCGCUUUACUGUUUAUCGUUGUUGUGGUGUUGAAUCUGAUGUUUUGGCAACCGGUGGAUCCAGACAAGGACAUCGACCCCAAGAGAGAGCAGCAAAAUCUAUCUCAACAAGAACCGGAAAAGCUACCAAAUACACCACUGCCGCCAUCAGCACCUAUUGUGUCGUCAGGAACAAUAGAGACGCAAGCAACUUUUGGUGAUGAUGACUUUAACUACACAACAUAUCUCCCAGCAACUGUUUCAGUCAUUCCCAGAUUUUAUGCGAACACCAGGAAGUGGGACAGCCUUUCUAUGAUGUUGCCUCCUCGCCAUUACCAACUGAUGAAGUGCCCAGGCCUCCUAAUGCGACACCAUCUGGAAUACAACCGAGUUUCCGAACGCAUCAACUUCACCGAAGGACCAUUGUUUAGCGUUCCCGGAUUCUUCUAUAAUCCGUAUCCUCUAUGUGGACGCUACCUUUUGUCGUACCUAAUGGAUGGACGUCACCCCUACGUGUUCGUUCUUCGUGUGGAGUCGGCUUCUUCAACUUCUUCCACACUAAAACACAACACCAUGACUGUAAAAGCAGGGACGUGGAGUGAUGACGUUAUUAUUGAACAGUGUGGUCAGUGCGUGGAAUUGGCUGAUGUUGAAGAUAGAAAGGACCCUUGUGCUGUUGAUAUUCUUUUUAUGGCUCGGUUGCUAAGUGACCACCGUGUGCUGCAUGCUGAGGCGUUGCCUGGCGACGGUUUGUGGCGUGGCGGUAGGCGCGUGGCGAGUGUCAUUCGUUUCCGUGUUCAUGACCCUGGGGAAUAUGCUCUUGAGGUGAAAAUGGUACAUGUCAAUGGAACAAGUAGCGUCCCGGAAGCUCCAAAGACGUUGGGUCUGGUUGGCACAAGGGCCACCGUGAACGGCCGUAAAUCAUUUCUGUACGGAGAGGUUUGUGACAUACAGCGUAAUGUAUACGGUAGUCCACUACGCGUGCGCGUUUUGCCCGCCGUCGACGUUCCAGCGACCACUAUACCCCCUUUUUGUAACUUCUCUACCAAUUACAACUCUAGCGAGGGCGGUCAGUGGGUGCGCUUUAUCGAUGGUGCCGAGCCGGACACACCAGAGGGCUCUCCACACCCGCUGGCGGCAAACUGCAUUACAGGUGACCGCUACUGCUACGGAAAUCCAAUUUCACUGACAGACUCUUGUGGCCACAAUAAUCACCUUGUGUGGGUUCCUAGUACUUGUCGUCUGCGCAUUUUUCAAAUGAACUCCGGCGGACCUUCGACAGGGUGUCUUAGAACGCACCCGCUUCGGUUGACGACGGCAUAUGUGCUCUUUCUCGGCGACAGUGUCAUGCGCGAGUACAAAUCAAACUGCGAUGCGAUGCGGUUUUCUCCGAAAGGAUCACAAUUAGUGUGUGCUUUUGCCAACAUAGCACCAGAAGGAAAGUACGCGUCCCCUGAAUACAUUUCGUCAGUGGUGCGGGCGAUGCUUGAGAGUGUCACAAAUAACAGACCCCUUGGUGUGUUUGCCACUAAUCUCGGUAUACAGCACAUGAUAGGCAAAGCGACCAUGUCGCAGUGGACUAUGCUUCUCGACACGUUUGUGCAUGAAUGGCGCAAGCAGAAUGUUACUGUCCUGCGGGGCCCUUACACAACGAUGCCGCCGUUUGGAGCGCCGGCAGCUGAAGCUUCUGUGGGGGACUCCGAAUGGCAGCGAUACAUGUGGGAACAGAACCGUCGCAGCCGCUCCAUUAUGAAUUCCACAAAACCCAUGUCGACCCCUUACAUGGAGUGGGCCAUCUGGAUAUCCCCACCGACAGUGCACUACUCCCGUUAUGGGAUGACAUACCAACGAGAGCUUCUAUGGGAUCGCGUUGCGUAUGAGCGUUUACAAAAGAUUGGAUUCAUUCGACUAGAUACCGUGACGCCGACGCUCUCACGGCCGGAGGGUAGUUGGGAUGGUCUGCAUCAACUGAGUCAGUUGGGAAAGGUACAGUCGCCAUGGCGCAACAGAAAAGCAGCUACACAUAAAUUCAACGGCGGUGUUUCAUUUAUGCUUUUCCUCAUUCUAACAAAUGUCAUUUGCUACUCCUGA
This is a messenger RNA of Trypanosoma grayi, 2100 nucleotides long. RefSeq lists its product as hypothetical. The transcript has a single exon. Lineage: Eukaryota; Euglenozoa; Kinetoplastea; Trypanosomatida; Trypanosomatidae. The coding region runs from base 1 to 2100 and encodes 699 amino acids. The record is from RefSeq and is a predicted model, not a curated record.